Messenger RNA from Terrapene triunguis (Three-toed box turtle), 4100 nucleotides. It is a transcript of the gene FAM114A1, whose product is annotated as family with sequence similarity 114 member A1. NCBI's taxonomy places the organism in Eukaryota, Metazoa, Chordata, Testudines, Emydidae. The record is from RefSeq and is a predicted model, not a curated record. Bases 71 to 1753 code for a protein of 560 amino acids. The transcript is spliced from 14 exons.
GGGGCGGGGACGAGGAAGGAGCCGGGGGCGCGUCGGCCCAGGCACAACUCAGCUGCGAAGCGAAAUAAAAAUGUCUGACACAAGCGAUGCAAUAUCCGCUGAAGGAAAACCUGAAGUAAUGGCAAUGCUUAGCAGUGAUGUGUUUGCUAAUGAUGCAGCAGAACACAGUGAAACAGCUGGGAUCUUGCAUGGGUCUUUCCAAGAUGAACAGAGACAAGUUUCUCAUAAUACUAGUAAUGGACAAGAAGGGGACAUGGUUAUCAAUGAAAAUCCUUUGACUGCAGAAGUAAUUGCAAAUCAGCCUUCCAGUGGAGAGGUGACUGAAAACAUACCUACUGACUGCAGUGAGUCUGUGAGCCUUGAUCCUGAACCUGGAUCAGAAGUGACACCGAAUGAACAAAGCAAUCCAGAUUUGGACUCCUCUCCUAAAGGAAGUGGAUGGGGAGCUUGGGGAUCGUGGGGCAAAUCUCUGCUGUCAACAGCCUCUGCCACAGUUGGUCAUGGAUUAACUGCAGUAAAGGAAAAAGCAGGAGCCACUCUAAGAAUUCAUAAUGUGAGUUCAACAUCUUCAGAAGGCGCACAACCUGCCACAACUGAGAGCAAAAUACCAGGGAUCAAUUCCAACGAUGCCCCAGACCAGAGCUCCAUUGGGGUUUCACCCUCUUCGCCUUCAUCUGGAUCUCGUGGGAUGCUGUCAACAAUCACUAAUGCUGUACAGAACACAGGAAAAAGUGUUUUGACAGGUGGUCUAGAUGCUUUGGAAUUUAUCGGCAAGAAAACCAUGAAUGUCCUGGCAGAAAGUGAUCCUGGAUUUAAGAGAACCAAAAUACUGAUGGAAAGAACAGUUUCCUUAUCUCAGCUGUUGCGAGAAGCGAAAGAGAAAGAGAAGCAGAGAUUGGCCCAGCAAGUUACAGUUGAAAGGACAGCACAUUAUGGGCUGCUUUUUGAUGAGUUCCAGGGUUUGUCCCAUCUUGAAGCUCUGGAAAUUCUGUCAAAUGAAAGUGAAGCCAAGAUUCAGUCAUUUUUAACAUCACUUAAUGGAGAGCAGUUGGAAACUGUGAAAAAUGACUUAAUUGCUAUUAAAGAGAUCUUCAUUCCAAAGGAAUCAAAUAAUGAAGAGGAUCAAGAAAAAAAAGCAGAGAUGGAAGAAGAGUUUGUUAGCAUGCUUACUGAGCUGCUGUUUGAAUUGCAUGUUGCUGCCACUCCUGACAAACUUAAUAAGGCUAGGAAAAAAGCUCAUGACUGGCUAGAAGAAACCAACUUCUCCACAUCACUAGACUUGGAAGAGAAGCCAGAGGAAAACAAAGAGGAUGAACAAAAGACUGAACAAGGAGGAGGAGAUGGUGGUGAUAAAACAGAAGAAAAGAAAAACAAAACCGUGGAGGAAGUCUACAUGCUAUCUAUUGAAAGCCUUGCUGAGAUAACCGCUCGUUGUAUCGAACAGCUUCAUAAAAUAGCAGAGUUAAUUCUUCAUGGGCAAGAAGUGGAAAAGACAGCCCAGGACCAAGCAAAAGUUAUGACAAAUUUAACAAGUGCCAUGUGCAAUGAAGUGUUGUCUUUAUCUAAGAAGUUUUCUGACUCUUUAACUGCCAUUGGGAGCAACAAGAAGGCAGAGCUCCUUAACCCAAUGGUCAGUAGUGUGCUAUUAGAGGGCUGCAACAGCACUACCUAUAUUCAGGAUGCUUUCCAGCUAUUGCUUCCGGUUCUUCAGAUUUCACAUAUCCAGACCAAUUGUUUGAAAGCACAAGAGUGACAGUUUCCCAGCAGUUGUCAUCACUGUGUGUAAAAGAAACCACAAACCUAAUCUCUUUAAUGUAUGCAAUUUGAAGAGAUGGCACAAAAGAUGUCUGGCCACAGAGGGGCCUUUUGAGGACACUAAACGCCGUUUUGCACAGGCAGUACUGAAAAAUAUUUGAGAAAAAUCAAAUAGAAGUUCUUUAACUAGAUGUAGUUACUAGAAUAGGUAAUUUCUUUUCAAGUUAGUGUAUAUUCUUCACGUCAAUUUAAACUGAUGAAGUGUUUAUUGAAGUUAGUAUUGACUUCAAUAUGAAGCAGGUAAUUAAUGUUGACACUUUCAAUUCUAAACAGCGAUGUCUGAAGGAAAUUUGAAAACAAUGUUUUUUUAACAUUUUGGUCCAGAUGCCCCAUUUUAAUUUUCAGUUUAAAAUGUUUACUUUUGAAAGUUAGUUUCUGUAUUUAACCUUCAUUAACUCUCAAGUUAACUUAAGCAAAUGAACUCUGUUUUGAGCAUUCCAAUAUUAUUUUUUCAGUGACAGUCUGAUAGUAAUCCUUAGCACUCAUACAGUGCUUUGGUGUUCAAAGAGCUGUACAUUAAACAAACUUCAGCUAAUGAAAAAUAUGCAUAUCAGACAUUGUACUGAAGUGAAAUUGUCUGAGCCAGUUAGAGCACAGGCAAAACUGUACAUGUGCUGACCCAUAAUUGUAUACUUACUGUAUUUAUGCCAGUCCCCUCACUCUGAUUGGCCGAAAGACAUUAUAGGCCAGAGUAGAGGGAUUUGUAGAGUAAUCAUACUCUACAACUACACAGUAAUUCAGCAAAUCCCUUCACUUUGGUUGGCAGUUGCCCUUGGAACUCCCAAUCUGUGUGCCCAUAACAAACGUAUUGCCUCAUCUUCUCAUCCUUCUCCUCAAUCUAUCAUUUCACCUAAAUCUGGUUUUUAAAUACAGUUUGUUUGUUUUUAAUAAAAGGGAUUACUGCUAGGGAGGGAUUGGAACUAAGUUUUCCUAUAAGGGUCAAAGAGGAGGAGAAGGAGAUAUGAGAAGAUUGAGUUGGGUGAGACAAGAUAGGGAGGUCACAAAUUGAAGCAUGUUGUGGGAACAUGGAAGAGGAAUUCUGUGCACAGAGCCAACCUGAGAGGGUGGAAAGCACAUUUCAGUAUAACAGUAAUUUAAGGGUUCUUGUGUUAAACUUGGUGAUAUGCAUAUCUUGGGCUUAAUAAAUUCACAGUCUUCAGCCUCAGAGUUUAUUUUGGCCAGGUUAAAAUUAUUACUUCAUAACAGUAGAAACCUUUAGUUAUUUAAGUAUCCAGUUCUCCUGAAUUGUCCAUGUUUAUUACAUUUUUCUAAACUACACUGUAAUUUUUCAUAUUGAUAUAGUGAUUAGCUCUAUUUAAAUAUUAUAAAAUUGUAGCUAACAUCUGAAUGUAUUUAACCGUUGAAGCAAUGUGUUCACACAUCAUAAACAUAAUCAGAAUAGAAUACUAGGAAAUGUUAUAAUUGUAUUUGUUAGAAAUGAGAAGCCAUUUAUCUGCCUAGGCAUGGUAACAGUAGGGAGCCUAAAUAAGAGAUGACAGAAAGCAGGUCUGUGUCUCUGCCUUACAUAAUGAGGUCCAUAUUCUGCUGUCACCUGUGUAGUGACUAUGUUUAAUAUUUCAUUAUUUAGAUGGGAGAUAUUCAUUAUGUACUUCUGUGGUUUGUUAUGCACAAUUUCUGUUCUGCCUGUGCAGAUGAACUUGGCAAGCUAAACCUGACAUUCAUUAUUACUUGCACCAUCUUGAAAUAAUAGCCCAAUAUGAAACAAAGAGGGGCACUUGGGAAAAUAUAGAAAAGAUACUGUAAACUGGUAGGCAAACUUACUGGCUGGGAAGGUAGAAUAAAGCUCUCAAUAGUCCCAAAACAAAAGCAAAUAAAUUUGAAAUAUUAGGUAUUAACCCUUUUUUCCCCAGCAUCAACCAGUUGGGACGGGAGAGGACACCCUUCCCCUUUGAUAGCCCCACCUAGCUACUACAGAGAGAUCCACACUAACUUCCUAGAACCUGGGUCUCUCCUUUUUGUUCCCCUGCCCCAGAGAGAAGAAGCUUUGUACUUUGUUUUCAUAUACCAGGUCACAUGUUUUCUCCUAGUCAUGUGCCCUGCACCUGCAGCUCCCAGUUUUAAAGGGCACAAAUCCACAACGGGUGCACUAGGAUGUGUGCAUGCCUACAAGGCCUAGUGCCCUACUAUGGAUACCUCGUUAUUUAAAGCAAUAUUUUUGUUUAAUCACAGUGUUGUCAAACUAGUAUAUCGUGCAUGAUUAAAAUCCUGUUUUCAUUUUAAAGGGAGAGUGUCAUAAAAAGUAAAGUGCCUUUAUUUAUCAGUUA